AUGAAUGUCGCUCGUCCGUCGGCUGAGGAUCUGACAAAGGCCCUUAAAGUUAACCCAGAGUCGGGCAACAUCCUGAUAAAGGUUGUUCUAUGCGGCCCGGUCAGUGGGAAAACGACUCUAGUGUAUCGGUUUACCACCGGUCGGAGUCGCGCGGGAAUGACGCCAGCUACUAUUGGCGCACAGUUCUUUAGGAAGGCAGUGAGCGUUAGUGGAGAGACAGUGGAACUUCAGAUGUGGGACACGGGAGCAUACCUUACAGCAUUACACGGGUUGAACUCGUCAAAGCUGCUAACAGUGUACUUGACCAAGGCUCACGGAGUAGUUCUGGUGUAUGACAUCACUCACAUGGAGUCUUUCCGUGAUCUGCGAGACCGGGUCAAAUACAUACAAAAGUGUGUGCAUGAAGAGACUGAGUUUGUGUUGAUGGGGACCAAGAAAGACCUGGAGGCCGGGAGAGAAGUGUCCAGAGAGUUGGGGGAGACGUUUGCUGAGGAAAGAGGUUUUCAUUUCUUUGAGGCCAGUGCCACGACUGGUGAAAAUUUCAACGAACUGUUUCACUGUCUGGCGGAACAAAUCGUGAGGAAGAAAAGGCAGUCGGAAGAAGACGGUCGGAUAUCCUUAUCAUCCGUGAGACAGAGUAGAAACAAUCAUAGGUCACAGUGUUUCUGA
Messenger RNA from Geodia barretti, 669 nucleotides. Lineage: Eukaryota; Metazoa; Porifera; Demospongiae; Tetractinellida; Geodiidae. The record is from the annotation of a GenBank genome assembly.